Mangifera indica (mango) is the source of this 3992-nucleotide messenger RNA. RefSeq names its product putative receptor-like protein kinase At3g47110. Gene Ontology annotation, biological process: protein phosphorylation. Gene Ontology annotation, molecular function: protein binding; ATP binding; protein kinase activity. Bases 12 to 3587 code for a protein of 1191 amino acids. The transcript has 7 exons. The record is from RefSeq and is a predicted model, not a curated record. Lineage: Eukaryota; Viridiplantae; Streptophyta; Magnoliopsida; Sapindales; Anacardiaceae.
AGAAUAUCAUUAUGGGUACAUGUAACUCCACUAAUCCACCUCUAUAUAUAUAUUGCUAUUACUUUUGUUACAUUGACGUGUAUACAAAACCUUGUCCUCUCAUGGAGAAAAAUCUUUCUCUUUGCUGCUUAUUCAUAGCUUUCUUUCUUCAAUUUUCAACACUUUCCUUUGCCACUUUCAACAUUUUCACAGACCAACAAGCUCUUCUUGCUUUAAAAGUUCAUAUUACCCAUGAUCCUACCAAUUUAUUGUCCGCAAAUUGGUCCUCAGCUACCUCCGUUUGUAAUUGGAUUGGCAUCCGUUGUGGUGCCCGUCACCAUAGAGUUACAGCUUUGAAUAUUUCUUACUUUCAUCUUACAGCCACUCUUCCUCCUCAACUGGGAAACCUGUCUUUCCUUUCGUCUCUGAGCAUUCAAAACAACAGCUUUCAUGGCGCUAUCCCUGAUGAGUUGGCUCGAUUACGUCAACUCAAGCACCUUCAGUUGAGUAACAAUAACUUCAAUAAUAUAGAGAUCCCAUUAUGGUUGGGGUCCUUAACUAAACUUCAGUUCUUGGGUUUGAAUGAAGUCAAGUUUUCAGGGACCAUCCCAGAAGCCCUAGGUAACUUGUCUUCACUUGAACGACUACAUCUUGAUCACAAUCAGCUGUCGGGCUCCAUUCCCACCUCCAUCUUCAACAUAUCUUCACUGCAAGUACUUAAUCUGUAUCAUAGCCAACUCUCGGGCUCCUUCCCUUCCAUCUUUUUCAACAUGCCUUCGUUGGUACGUAUUGACUUGGGCGAUAAUGGACUGUCCGGUGGACUCACUGAGACUAAUUUUGAUAAUCUUCCUAGUUUGGAAAUUCUUUACUUGGAUGGAAACAUGUUCAGCGGCCAAAUACCAUCCAAUUUAUCAGAAUGCAGAAACUUGCAAUCCUUUGCCUUGUCGUACAAUUAUUUCACCGGAGCCAUGCCGAAAGAAAUUGGAAAAUUGUCUCAACUUAGAGAGAUAUUUAUUGGACACAAUAGACUCCAAGGAGAAAUUCCCAAGGAGUUAGGCAAUUGUACACAACUGGAAUCAUUAAUGCUUCCAAAUAAUCAGCUCACAGGAGCUAUUCCGAACGAUAUUGGAAACUUAAUUCAACUCUCCACCAUUUAUCUUGACUACAAUAAUAUUCAAGGACCAUUGCCAAAGGAAAUUGGAAAUUUGACUCAGCUUGAGCAGAUGUAUAUUUCUGACAAUAAACUCCAAGGUGAGAUUCCAAGUGAAAUUGGAAAUCUUCAUAAUCUACAAUAUCUGAUACUUAGUUAUAACAAUUUAGUCGGCGUGGUUCCAACAACUCUCUUCAAUAUAUCAAUGAUGAAACGACUUUCUGUUUUGGCAAAUAAGCUCUCUCUCUCAGGAAUUCUUUCUUCAAACAUUGAACUUCCAAAUCUUGAAGCUCUUUACUUGGGGUCUAAUGGUUUUAGUGGGAGAUUUCCGAACUUUGUCUUCAAUUCUUCCAAGCUCUCUAAACUUGAUAUUUCAGAUAAUUCAUUCUCGGACUUCAUUCCUACUACAAUUGGAAAUUUAAGAAAUCUUGAGUGGCUUGUCUUAUCUGAUAAUUUCUUGACAUCUUCUUCUCCAAAUUUGAGCUUUCUUUCCUCCUUGACACUUUGCAAGAAUUUAAAACAUUUAGGGUUGAAUGGAAAUCCAUUGAAUGGCAUUCUGCCUAGUUCCAUAGGGAAUCUCUCUAUUUCUUUGGAAAGUAUUCAGAUGAUUAACUGCAAUAUUACUGGCAACAUUCCCAAAGAAAUAAAAAAGUUGAAAAACCUGAUAGAUUUGCAGUUAAAAAACAAUGAAUUGACUGGAUCUAUCCCAGUUACACUAGGUGGACUACAAAAACUCCAGGGUUUGAACCUUGGAAAUAAUAAAUUAGAAGGGACCAUCCCGGAUGAACUUUGUGGAUUGAAUAAAUUGUGUGACUUGCGAUUAGAUGGUAACAAGAUGUUUGGAUCCAUACCUGCAUGCAUAGGCAAUCUCUCUAGAUUGAGAAAACUGUCGUUGGCCUUCAAUAGGUUAACUUCUUUCAUACCCUCAACUUUAUGGCACCUUGAGGACAUAUUGCACUUUAAUUUGUCAUCAAAUUUUCUAAAUGGGUCUAUUCCAUUAGAAAUUGAAGCCCUGAAGGUUGCGGUAGAUAUAGAUUUGUCAAGAAAUCUUUUGUCUGGCAAUAUUCCAAACAAUAUUGGGCGCUUAAAUAAUCUACAAAAUCUAUCCUUGGGAUAUAAUAGAUUAGAAGGCUCGAUUCCUGAAUCAAUUGGCGACCUGACAAGCUUGGCCUUCUUGGAUUUAUCUAGGAACAAUCUCUCUGGAGACAUUCCUAUGUCUUUAGAAAAACUUGUGUAUCUGAAAUAUCUAAACGUGUCUUACAAUCGAUUAAGUGGCAAAAUUCCUGAAAAAGGAUCAUUCGAAAACUUUUUGGCUGAAUCUUUCAUGGGAAAUCUUGCAUUGUGUGGUUCUCCAAAACUACAAGUUCCACCAUGCAAAACAAGCAGCACUCAUCGGAAAUCAAGGGCUAAAAGGGUUAUCAUAUUGAUUGUUUUACCACUAAGUAUUGCAGUCACUGUCCUGAUUCUCCCUUUUGUGCUAACUAAAAUCCUUAAAAAGAGCACAAAGCCACCCACCAAUGUUGAGAUGUCUUCACAACAUACAUGGAGAAGAAUUUCUUACCAAGAACUAAUGAGAGCUACAGAUGGAUUCAAUGAGAACAACCUGCUUGGAAGAGGAAGUUAUGGUUCAGUUUACAAAGGAAGACUUGAUGAUGAUGGUAUGGAUAUUGCAGUAAAAGUGUUUCACCUACAUUUUGAUGGAGCAAUUAAAAGUUUUGAAGCUGAAUGUGAACUUUUGAGCAGUAUUCGUCAUCCAAAUCUUGUUACAGUCAUUAGUAAUUGUAGAAAUGAUGAUUUUAAAUGUCUGAUACUCGAGUACAUGCCCAAUGGAAGCUUGGAGAAAUGUUUGUAUUCUGAAAAUAUUACUUUGGACAUUUCACAAAGGUUGAACAUAAUGAUAGAUGUCGCUUCAGGUUUAGAAUAUCUGCAUUUUGGUUAUUCAACUCCCAUUGUUCAUUGUGAUGUCAAGCCCAACAAUGUGUUGAUAGAUGAAAAUUUGACCGCCCAUUUGAGCGAUUUUGGCAUUGCAAAGCUCUUAGGUGAAGAAGACUCAAUGACUCGAACACAAACCCUAGCCACUAUUGGUUACAUGGCACCAGAAUAUGGAAGAGAAGGGAAAGUAUCUAGAAAAGGAGAUGUUUACAGCUAUGGUAUUAUGCUAAUGGAAACAUUUACAAGGAAAAAGCCAACAGAUGAAAUAUUUAUAGGAGAAAAGAGCCUAAGGAGUUGGGUUGGUGAAUCAUUAUACAGCACAGUGAUGCAAGUCUUGGAUGCAGAUUUGCUAAUAAGGGAUGAUGAACAUUUCUCUAGCAAGGAGGCAUGUGUGUCUUCUAUCUUGAGUUUGGCUAUAGAGUGUACAAGAGAAUCACCAUUGGAGAGGAUCAACAUAAAAGAAGUGGCAGCAAGACUCAUCAAAAUUAGAGUCGAAUUUGCAAAAAUUGGAACCAGAAGAGGCUAGAGAGUUUAAAAUUUAGGAGUCAUGGUUUUUGGUCAGUUUUAACCAUUAUCUCUCUUUCCCACAUGAGACGUCUCUUAAAAGCAAAAUUGUAAAGUCAACAAAGGUCAAAGUGGACAAUCUCUUGCAAUGGUUUAAUAUGUGUAGAUCAAGGCAACAUCAACAAUUUUGGUUUGUAGAAUGAAAUGGAUGAGUCAACUGCCCAUGAAUUGAACAGCCUGGAAUUUAGAGAAGCUAUGUCUGAAGAUAAAGCAACCUUCAACUUUUUCGAGGCCUGUGAUGAGAACUAACAAGAAGUGCUCGUAAUGAGCUUUUUAAAUUUGAUAGAUCUUAAUGUACUAAAGACAAAAUUUAGGGGCUUUGAAAAUGUUUCCCAUUUCUAAUGAAGAUGAAAAUAUUUUCAUUUAU